AUGUUGCCUGAGUUUGUGCCGGAGCCGAACUCGGAGCCAAGGGUACAUGCAGCACCGCCGGAGCUAAAGCCAAGGGCAGAGGGAGCACCGCCGGAGCCGGAGCCAAGGGCAGAUGCAACAUCACCAGAGCUGGAGCCAAGGGCAGAGGCAGGGCCGCUAGAGCUGGAGCCUAGGGCAAAGGCAACAUUGCUAGAGCCGGAGCCAGGGGCAAACAUAGCACCGCCGGAGCUGGAGCUAGGGGCAGAGGCAGCAUCGCCGGAGACGGAGGCAUGGGCAGACACACACCUCCACACCGCCAAAGCUGGAGCUAGGGGCAGAGGUAGCACCGCCAGAGCCGGAGCCAAGGGCAGCACCGCCGAAGCUGGAGCUAGGGGCAGAAGCAGCACCGCCGGAGCUGGAGCUAAGGGCAAAGGCAACACUGCGGCAGAGGCAACACCACCAGAGCCAGAGCUAGGGUCAGACGCAGCACCACCAGAGCUGAAGCUAGGGGCAGAGGCAGCAUCGCCAGAGUCGAAGCUAGGGGCAGAGGCAACACUGUUGGAGCUAGAGCCAAGGUCAGGCGUAGCACCGCUGAAGCUGGAACAAGAGCUAGGGGCAAAGGUAGCACCACUGGAGAUAGAGCUAGGGGUAGAGGCAAGACCGCCGGAGCUGGAGCCAUGGGCAGACGCAGCACCGCCAGAGUUAGAGCUAAGGGCAAAAGCAGCACCGCCGAAGCCGGACCCAGGGACAGACGCAGCACCGUCGGAAGAGGCAAUGGCGGUGGAGGCAGAACCGCCGGAGGAGGCGAUGGAGCCAGGGGCAAAUGAAGCACUGCCGAAGCUGGAGCCAGAGGCAGAGGCAGCACCGUCGGAGCUGAAGCCAAAGGUAGAUGCAGCAUCACCGGAGCUGGAGCCAGGAGCAGAGGCAGUGCCGCUGGAGUUGGAGCCAGUGGCAGAGGCAACAUCGCCGGAGUUGGAGCUAAAAGCAAAGGUAACAUCACUGGAGCCAGGGGCAGAUGCAGUACCGCCGGAGGAGGCAACGACGACAAAGGCAGAACUGCCGAAAAAGGCGGGGGAAGGGGCCUAG
Molecule: messenger RNA, 1065 nt
Organism: Corylus avellana
Lineage: Eukaryota; Viridiplantae; Streptophyta; Magnoliopsida; Fagales; Betulaceae
Source: RefSeq, a predicted model, not a curated record